Molecule: messenger RNA, 1234 nt
Organism: Magnolia sinica
Lineage: Eukaryota; Viridiplantae; Streptophyta; Magnoliopsida; Magnoliales; Magnoliaceae
Product: dehydrodolichyl diphosphate synthase CPT3-like
Exons: 2
Coding region: 213-1088 (291 amino acids)
Biological process (GO): polyprenol biosynthetic process
Cellular component (GO): endoplasmic reticulum
Source: RefSeq, a predicted model, not a curated record
AGAGACAAGAAUCUAAGAAACAACAUUAACGGUCAGGAUUUCGUUUCUAACACCAUAGCAUUUUUGAUAAUCAGAUUAGGUUGAUUUUUGGGCAAGGACGCAUACAUGGUGGGCCCCACCUGAUAGAUGUAUUGGAUCUCAGUUUCAAGCACCGCUUUGAGAGAUAGAGAGAGAGAGAGGUGCAGAGGAAGAAGUCCAGGGUGUUGGUCAACAUGGACAACAGAAGCAGCAAGAGUGCUAUAUCUACGCUCUAUGAAAGUAUAUGUGGUUUCUUACGGAUGUGCCUCUUUCGUGUGCUGGCCUUUGGAUCAAUUCCCGAACACAUUGCUUUUAUCAUGGAUGGGAACCGUAGAUUUUCUCGCAGCAGAAAUUUGAAUGGGGGUGUGAGUCAUAGAGUCGGGUUUCUGGCUCUCGUGUCCAUCCUCCAGCACUGCUAUGAGUUGGGUGUGAAGUAUGUGACGGUAUAUGCAUUCAGCAUCGACAACUUCAAUCGAAGUGCUGAUGAAGUUGAAAGUAUUAUGGAUCUAAUGCAAGAAAAGAUUGAAAAGUUGCUCAAGGAAGAGAGCAUUGUAAACAAGUAUGGAAUCAAGAUUAAUUUCUUUGGGAAUUUGAAUCUCUUAAAUGAGCCUGUGAGGAGAGCAGCUGAGAGGGCAAUGGUGGUUACUGCCGGCAACACCAGAGCAGUGCUCUCAAUCUGUGUUGCCUACACUUGCACCGACGAAAUUGUUCACGCAGUUCAAGAAUCAUGUCACAAAAAAUGGGCCAGAUUUCAGGAAGAGAAACCAAAUGGUCUUGACAAUGAUGACGAUAUGAUUGAGUGUUUCGGGAAAAAUGGUUUGGAAGAAAGUGAAAUAACAGUGGUAGAUUUGGAGAGGAACAUGUAUACAGCUGAAUGCCCGGAUCCUGACAUCUUGGUCAGGACUUCUGGUGAGACCCGCCUAAGUAAUUUUCUUCUUUGGCAGACUACGUGCUGCCAAUUGCUUUCCCCCAGUGCUCUUUGGCCAGAGAUUUCUCUUCGACACUUGGUAUGGAUGAUCUUGGAAUACCAACGUGUCCGACCUUAUCUAGAAAAGAAGAAGCGAUUAUGAAUUCUUGAAUAGCUUGUAGAUUACACAACAAUUUUUCAUGUGCUCCUCUCCUACAUUCCUAAAUAUGCCACUGUAGUUGUUACAAUGCAUGGAAUGCGGUUACAAUAUGUGGAAUUAAUACAUGAAAUAUGAUGUUACUUUACUGA